AUGGCCAGCUGGCAUCAGGAGCAGGGGGCUCUGCGUGUGGCACCCUGGCGGGGACGUGUCCUGCCUGGGGGGCCGCAGGGCCGUGGCAGCGUGCCAGUGGGGCAAUGCUCAGCGCUGGCCAUGUGCUCCUUGCAGGCGCUCCCAGCCGUGCUGUGCUGCAGGACGCUGCUCACCUUCCUGGUGGUCCUCGGGGCGCCGGUGAGAGCCUGGAAGGGGCCAAGCUGCGAGCAGCUUCUGUCGGCCCCCGGCGCCGGGGACAGAGGCAAGCUGACAAGGCAAGAAACCACCGGCGCUAAUGAGAUGCUGCCCGGUCUCCCUGAAAUGAGGAGAAGUGACCAUGGCUCUGGGAAAGGGUCUCAUCCGGACAAAGCCAGCCCACCGCUGCUAGAGGGGUCAGCAAGAAAAGCAUUGCCCUGGCUGAUGAGCCCUGCCACCAAGAGACCUGCUCCUGGGAAAAAGGUGAGAAAGGUGUCCCUGUCACUUGAUGUCCCCACCUACAUACUGAAAAUCCUGCUCGACCUGGCCAGAGAGAAGGAGCUGCAGGCCAAGGCGGCUGCCAACGCCAAGCUGAUGGCCCGCCUCGGGCGCAGGAAAUAA
This is a messenger RNA of Aptenodytes forsteri (emperor penguin), 597 nucleotides long. RefSeq names its product urocortin-3-like. NCBI's taxonomy places the organism in Eukaryota, Metazoa, Chordata, Aves, Sphenisciformes, Spheniscidae. Gene Ontology annotation, cellular component: extracellular region. The record is from RefSeq and is a predicted model, not a curated record. The transcript has a single exon. Bases 1 to 597 code for a protein of 198 amino acids. Gene Ontology annotation, molecular function: hormone activity; corticotropin-releasing hormone receptor 2 binding. Gene Ontology annotation, biological process: digestion; hormone-mediated signaling pathway; cellular response to nutrient levels.